Trypanosoma brucei brucei TREU927 is the source of this 918-nucleotide messenger RNA. Its product is annotated as proteasome regulatory non-ATPase subunit 11. NCBI's taxonomy places the organism in Eukaryota, Euglenozoa, Kinetoplastea, Trypanosomatida, Trypanosomatidae. The coding region runs from base 1 to 918 and encodes 305 amino acids. Gene Ontology annotation, molecular function: proteasome binding; metallopeptidase activity; protein binding. Gene Ontology annotation, biological process: protein deubiquitination; proteasome-mediated ubiquitin-dependent protein catabolic process. The record is from RefSeq and is a predicted model, not a curated record. The transcript has a single exon. Gene Ontology annotation, cellular component: proteasome regulatory particle, lid subcomplex.
AUGUUCCAUCCCCAAUUGGUGGCGGGUGGUGCCAAUCGCGCUGCACCGGCAGAGGAGCUACGCGACACAGCCGAGACGGUGCAGAUAUCGUCUUUGGCAUUGCUCAAAAUGCUGAUGCACGGGCGCGCUGGGGUGCCGCUCGAGGUAAUGGGUUUGAUGAUUGGUGAGUUGAUUGACGACUAUACGGUCCGUGUAUCUGAUGUCUUCUCCAUGCCUCAAACGGCCACGGGUCAAUCCGUUGAAGCUGUGGACCCAGAGUAUCAAGUUCAUAUGUUAGACAAACUCUCCGUGGUGGGUCGACCGGAAAAAGUUGUUGGGUGGUACCACAGUCACCCUGGUUUCGGCUGCUGGCUUUCUGGUGAGGAUGUAAUGACGGCGAGCAGCUAUGAGCAACUGACGCCGCGCAGCGUGUCGGUAGUGAUCGACCCUAUCCAAUCGGUCCGCGGCAAAGUAGUAAUUGACGCCUUCCGCACCACGAAGGACCCGCAUACGGGGCCGCGAAUCAUGUUCCAAGAGCCACGACAGACAACAAGCAACAUCGGGUGGCUGACGCGACCUUCUCCUAUUGCUCUCACCCGUGGGUUGGAUCGUGACUAUUACAGUCUUCCCAUUACCUUCCGCAAGAAAAACCACGAACUUGCGCUACUCCUCAACGUCUACAAGAAGGGUUGGCAGGAGGGUUUCCGAUUAGAAAACAUGACACGUUUUGAUCGCAAUACGGUGCGAGAGAAGAUGCGUGCGCUGGCGUCGCUUGCCGUCCAGUCGGAGCGAUUCAUUGUUCAGGGUCUCGAUGAAGAUGAUGUAGGCAAUGUCGGUCGAGCAAAUCCCAUUGCGCAUCUCCAAUCCGAAUCGGAGGGCCUAAUCAACGCGAGUCUUAACCAAUCCAUAGGAGCGAUGAUUAAUGGGGUUGUCUUCUGA